AGAAGAGGAAAUGUGUUUUCUGACUAAGCAUCCCGUUCUUUGGAUAGCAUCCUUGACUUUUAUAUUUGGCCCAAACACUGCAGGAACACAACCUGAGGAAGAACAGAAGGAGAAAAACAAUGAUGCCUCCAGCCAAAGCUAUUUGGCAGAUGUUUUACGUAUCCUUUCAGCUGAUAACUUCACUGAGCAACACCAGAACCAAUCGAGAGAAAUUAUCAGGAUGCUGUUUGAAAGGACUAUGUGUCCACAAAGGGUUCAUGACUUGCAAGAAGACUGUAAUCUGUGCCUUGAAUCAGAUGAUUUCCUAUUAAUUGCUGGUGGAGGCUUAGAAUACCAUCUUAGCGAAGAAGUGUUCCAGAAAAUUUCCCUUAUUCUUCUGUAUUAUAUUACUCAUCACCAAGACACUUGCUCAUCAAAGCUCAGUCUGAGCAACUGGGAUUAUACAUUUUAUCUUAACAAUAUGCUCAGUUUCAGAAGCAAUGAGGACUCCUACUUUUUUUCAAGGAAUGAAACUGAAGAUGUGCUAGAGGCAAUAAGAAAACAUUUUAAAAUCGCUUCAAAUCAGUGUGUUCAGGUACAUGUUUUAGGGAAUGAAGCUGGUAUACUGACCAGCAAUGGAGCCGAUGCAAAUACACUUCCCCGUCUGGCUGCUGCCAUUCUUACAUCUGCUCUGCAAGGAGCCUGCUUGAGUGAAUCACGUUUACCCUCACCAGAAUUUUUCAUGAAAUAUAUUUUCAGUUCUCUAAACAGCUCUAGUGAACUCCACGUAACAGCAAUAGACCAGCUUCUGAGCAUGCUAAGGGCUGGAAAGAAUUGCAGCUCAAACGGACAAACAUACCCCGGAAGAACGAUAACAGAUGCUGAACAUCAAAAUAUUCCAGUUGCAACAAAGCCAGAAAAUGGGGAAAUAAUAACCAGUUAUCAAGAAGAGAAUGAAAACACUGUUAAAUGGGAGCAGGCUUGUUUCCCUGCAAAUGAGCUUGUGAAAAUAUUUUUCCAUGACAACCAUCAAACAGUUUCUAAGGAACAUUUCAAGCAAAUAAGCCCAGCAAUAAUUCAGCAGUUAUUAAGUUGUUCUUGCAAGGUUAUGGAGGCCAAACAAACAAGACCGCCACCAACACCUUUGGAAAAAUAUGGAUACAGCACUGCAGCUGUCCUACUCAUUACCGUUGGAUCAAUGUUUGGCACAACUCUCAUUCUAUUCAAUUCCUGUCAAGAAAGCUAUACUCUUGUUUUACAGCUUUUUGUGGGGUUAGCAGUAGGAACCCUCUCUGGAGAUGCUCUGCUGCAUCUUAUUCCACAGAUUCUUGGUUUACACACACAUGAAGCACGAGAGGCUGAGCAUUUCUAUGAAGGCAAAGAACAUGUCUGGAAGAUGCUGGCUUUGAUUGGAGGAAUUUAUGGAUUUUUUCUGAUUGAAAAGGGAUUUGUUCUUUUGGUGUCACCACAUGACCAUGGCCCUUCAUUAGAUAAUGGGCACUUGGGGCAUUCCCAUGACCUUCCAGUGAAAUGUGAAUCAAACAACCAUUCGAGCAGAGGCAAAUCUACUUCAACCAUACAGUUGCAAAAUCCUGGGGAUUUUGAGCCUACUGAGAUUUCACCAGACAAGAAUGCAAUUAUCAGAAAACGUAAAGGAAUUAGUUUGCUGGCCAUUAUGAUUCUGGUGGGUGACAGUCUACACAAUUUUGCUGAUGGCAUGGUAAUAGGUGCAGCAUUUUCCUCAGCAACAGAAACAGGCGUGACCACAACGCUUGCUAUUUUAUGCCACGAAAUUCCCCAUGAGAUGGGCGAUUUUGCGGUACUGUUAAGUACAGGGCUUUCAGCAAAAAUUGCCAUUUUAAUGAAUUUCAUAAGUGCCCUAGCUGCUUUCAUAGGACUUUACAUUGGCCUUUCAAUAUCAACAAACCCUUGGAUUCAAAACUGGAUAUUUACUGUCACUGCUGGGAUGUUUUUGUACUUGUCAUUGGCAGAAAUGCUUCCUGAAAUGACUCACGUUCAGUCACAGCGACCCUGGCUGAUGUUUCUGCUACAGAACCUCGGGUUACUAUUAGGUUGGCUGUGUCUCUUUCUUCUAGCUAUAUAUGAACAUAAGAUUAAAAUAUAAACCUUCUACAAGUAAUCUGUAAAGACCAGAUCAUUGGACAACUCCCAUUCAUGUCAAUGGGAUUCACAACUGAAGAACUGCAAUGUGAACCAUGAACUUAUUACAGAACUGCUGAUAUUUUUGAAUUGGAAGC
Euleptes europaea (tarantolino) is the source of this 2237-nucleotide messenger RNA. It is a transcript of the gene SLC39A12, whose product is annotated as solute carrier family 39 member 12. Gene Ontology annotation, cellular component: membrane. Gene Ontology annotation, molecular function: zinc ion transmembrane transporter activity. NCBI's taxonomy places the organism in Eukaryota, Metazoa, Chordata, Lepidosauria, Squamata, Sphaerodactylidae. Gene Ontology annotation, biological process: zinc ion import across plasma membrane; intracellular zinc ion homeostasis. The record is from RefSeq and is a predicted model, not a curated record. The coding region runs from base 11 to 2104 and encodes 697 amino acids. The transcript is spliced from 12 exons.